This is a messenger RNA of Pseudogymnoascus destructans, 1035 nucleotides long. RefSeq names its product Putative mitochondrial GTPase (gene MTG1). The record is from RefSeq and is a predicted model, not a curated record. Gene Ontology annotation, molecular function: GTPase activity; GTP binding. The coding region runs from base 1 to 1035 and encodes 344 amino acids. Lineage: Eukaryota; Fungi; Ascomycota; Leotiomycetes; Thelebolales; Thelebolaceae. Gene Ontology annotation, cellular component: mitochondrion. The transcript has a single exon.
AUGGCAUCCUCAUUCGUUCCACGCGUCGACUUCCCCCCGAACCUCAACCUCCCCCGCUCAUACUUCCUUGGCCAUCAUGCCGCCGGUCUUUCGAAGAUGGUCACUAUGCUCUCCCACAUCGACCUUAUCAUCGAAUGCCGAGACUACCGCGUCCCCCUCACCUCUCGCAACCCCCUCUUCGAAGGCUCACUCGCCGGCCGCCAACGACUCGUCGUCUACACAAAGCGCGAUCUCGGGAGUCGAAACCGGCCCGCUGACAAGGCGCGCGAGGCUAUAAUCCGAGACUGGCACAAGCCACAGCAAGUUCUCUUCUCGGACCACAAGUCGAAGCGGGAUGUGCGCUCUGUGCUUGCGUUUGCGAAGCAGCAUGCCCAAGAGCUGGAUAGCUUGACAGGGAGUCGCAUGCUCAUCGUCGGGAUGCCGAACGUGGGCAAGUCCUCUCUUCUUAAUGCACUGCGCAUGGAAGGUGUCAAUCGCGGCAAGGCGGCGUAUACGGGAGCGCAGCCGGGGAUCACACGCAAGAUUGCGUCGGGAGUUAAGAUUGUGGACCGCGACCCUGAGGCUGGCUCGGAAGGCGUGUACCUUGUUGAUACGCCCGGAGUGUUCGUGCCAUUCGUGCCAGAUCCAGAGAGUAUGCUUAGGCUGGCGCUAUGCGGAAGCGUUAAGGACACAAUUAUCGCACCCACGACGCUUGUGGAUUAUCUCCUCUUCCACAUCAACAAGCACGAUCCUAAGAUUUAUCGCGAGUAUUGCCCGCCAACGAAUGAUGUUCAUGAGAUGCUUAAUGCGGUGUGUCAUAAGACUGGUCGGCUACAGAAAGGAGGGGUGCCUGAUAUAGAGGCUGCCGCGCUGUGGUUGAUCCAGCGUUGGCGACAGGGGAACCUGGGAUGCUUCGUGCUCGAUGAGGUCGAAGAGGAUGGGCUUGCAAAGAAGAUGCAGGAAGAGGUUGGAACGAGUUUGAGCCAGGCCAAGAAGGCGAAGAAGGAAGCGCAGAGACAGAGGAGUAAGACGAGAUUCUUGGAAAGCAAAGCAUAG